AAACAGUAUCCAACACAGGCCUGCUCUUACAACAUGUGACUUCGCUAUUUUCCGUUUUUGUUGAAAGAGUCAUUAACAGUUACAAGUUGAUGGCAGUUUCAGUAACAAGUCCUUCCUAAGAAAAGCAGGAUACCACUGUACUAUGCAGAAAUCGACAAACUCCGAUACCUCUGUGGAAAUGCUGAGUUCCACCUGCCAAGGCACUGGAGCUGUGCAAAUGAGAAUCAAAAAUGCCAACAGCCACCAUGACAGGCUGAGCCAAAGUAAAUCCAUGAUCCUAACGGAUGUUGGGAAGGUCACUGAACCUAUAUCCCGGCAUAGGAGGAAUCAUUCACAGCAUAUCUUGAAAGAUGUCAUUACUCCACUAGAACAACUGAUGGUUGAAAAAGAAGGUUAUCUUCAAAAAGCUAAAAUUGCAGAUGGAGGAAAGAAACUAAGGAAAAAUUGGACUACUUCCUGGGUCGUCCUUUCUAGUCAAAAGAUUGAAUUUUACAAAGAAGCCAAGCAACAAGCUCUGUCUAAUAUGAAACCGGGGUAUAAACCAGAAAGUGUGGACUUGUGUGGAGCACUUAUUGAGUGGGCUAAGGAAAAAUCAAGCAGAAAGAAUGUCUUUCAGAUCACAACAAUAUCAGGAAAUGAGUUCCUUCUACAGUCAGAUAUUGACUUCAUCAUAUUGGAUUGGUUCCACGCUAUCAAAAAUGCAAUUGACAGAUUGCCAAAAGACCCAACUAAAACCUCAAGAAAUCGAGAAUUAUUCAAAAUCCAGAGAUCCUCCAGUACUGAAUUGCUAAGUCACUAUGAUAGUGAUAUAAAAGAACUGAAACCAGAACACAGAAAAUCUUUAAUGUUCCGGCUACAUCACAGUGCUUCUGAUACAAGCGACAAAAACCGAGUUAAAAGCAGAUUAAAGAAGUUUAUUACCCGGAGACCUUCUCUGAAAACUCUGCAAGAAAAGGGACUUAUUAAAGAUCAAAUUUUUGGCUCUCAUCUGCACACAGUGUGUAAACGUGAAAAUUCCACAGUUCCACGGUUUGUAAAGCAAUGCAUUGAAGCUGUUGAAAAAAGAGGUUUAGAUGUUGAUGGAAUAUACCGAGUUAGUGGCAAUCUGGCAACAAUACAGAAGUUAAAAUUUAUUGUCAACCAAGAAGAGAAUCUGAAUUUGGACGACAGCCAGUGGGAGGACAUCCACGUUGUCACCGGAGCACUGAAGAUGUUUUUCCGGGAGCUGUCUGAGCCGCUCUUCCCGUACAGCUUCUUUGAGCAGUUUGUAGAGGCAAUCAAAAAGCAAGACAACAAUGCAAGAAUUGAGACUGUGAAGAUUCUUGUACAAAAACUCCCUCCACCUAAUCGUGACACGAUGAAAACUCUCUUUGGACACCUAACUAAGAUAGUGGCCAGAGCCUCUAAGAAUCUCAUGUCCACACAAAGCUUAGGGAUUGUGUUUGGACCCACCCUUCUUCGAGCUGAAAAUGACACAGGAAACAUGGCGAUCCACAUGGUAUACCAAAACCAGAUAGCGGAACUCAUGCUGAGUGAGUACAAUAAGAUCUUCGGCUAGGAGGAAGACUGACAGACAAGACAAGUCACUGAAUAUGUUCACAUCUGUCUCAAUGCCUAAUAUUUUUACAUUUCUGUAAACAUAUUUCUGAAAUAUUUUUUUUCUUUUCAAGCGACAGAUGCCUCAUUUUGUGAAAACUUAAUGAUGAUUUUGUGUUUAAGUUCCAAACAUUGAAAUAAAAUAGUUGACAAUA
Messenger RNA from Erinaceus europaeus (western European hedgehog), 1751 nucleotides. It is a transcript of the gene ARHGAP15, whose product is annotated as Rho GTPase activating protein 15. Gene Ontology annotation, biological process: signal transduction; regulation of GTPase activity. Bases 143 to 1558 code for a protein of 471 amino acids. The transcript is spliced from 14 exons. NCBI's taxonomy places the organism in Eukaryota, Metazoa, Chordata, Mammalia, Eulipotyphla, Erinaceidae. Gene Ontology annotation, cellular component: cytoplasm. The record is from RefSeq and is a predicted model, not a curated record.